Molecule: messenger RNA, 1642 nt
Organism: Echinops telfairi (small Madagascar hedgehog)
Lineage: Eukaryota; Metazoa; Chordata; Mammalia; Afrosoricida; Tenrecidae
Gene: RAB32
Product: RAB32, member RAS oncogene family
Exons: 3
Coding region: 16-450 (144 amino acids)
Biological process (GO): melanosome organization; intracellular protein transport
Cellular component (GO): melanosome; mitochondrion; endomembrane system
Molecular function (GO): GTP binding; GTPase activity
Source: RefSeq, a predicted model, not a curated record
UUGCACAUAACAUUUAUGAACAGUAGACAGGAGCGGUUUGGCAACAUGACCCGAGUAUAUUAUAAAGAAGCUGUUGGGGCUUUCAUAGUCUUCGAUAUAUCAAGAGGUUCCACAUUUGAGGCGGUCUUAAAAUGGAAGAGUGAUCUUGAUAGUAAGGUCCAUCUUCCAAAUGGCAGCCCUAUUCCAGCUGUCCUCCUCGCUAACAAAUGUGACCAGAAAAAUGACGACCAUAACCCUUCACAGAUAGACCAGUUCUGCAAACAACAUGGCUUCAGUGGAUGGUUUGAAACUUCUGCAAAGGAUAACAUAAACAUAGAGGAAGCAGCCCGAUUCCUGGUAGAGAAUAUACUUGCAAACCACCAAAGCUUUCCUAAUGAAGAAAUUGACCUGGGCACAGUUAAACUGGAUCAGGACACCUUGAGAGCAGAGAGCAAAUCUCAGUGUUGCUAACAGUGCUCUUGUUUCGAUCACGCCCCGCACAGCCUGACUCCAUUCCAAGCAGACUCCAGUGAAGGGAGUCCCACUGACAUGCUGCCUUGUGAGUCUUCACACAGAGACCAUUCCAAUGCCAGCAUGCUCCAGCCUCCGCCAGUGGAGAACCCCUCCUAGAGGCUCUGCAGCUGCACAGAAAGAACACUGAGGCUUUGAUGGUUGCCAUGCUAUUGAGGCUAAUGUUUACAUUUUGUUUGCCAGCUUUUAAAGUGCACAUCCUCAGGAUUUGGUUAGACUUCCAAGUUGUAGCCUUGAGAGUAAGCAAUGGGGGUGGUAAUAAAAUGUGCUAUUUUCUGGUGAUUUCAUGAGUGUUAUUGUCCCACCUUUUAGUAGAGCGAUGUGAGUUAUGUUUGGACAUUGCUAGAAGGAGCCUGAUGUUCCUGUUCUGCAUUUUUUUUCCAUUUAAAAAUGUUGGUGUUUCCUGUAAAAUUGUUACCCUAACUUGUUAUGGAUGUCAUCUUCUGCAUCUGGUUGUUAUUGCUAUGGCAAAAUAUGGAUCAACAUUUUUUCUUCUUUCUCCCUAGUUCUUAUAUCUCUCUCCUUACUGUGCAUUUAUAACUGAUAAUACUAACUAGGGUCUGUUUUUUAAAUUUGUAGUAGUAGUGGUCAAGGAGAGAAUUUGUAUCAAAGCAUAUACAAUGAAGUUUGAAAUUCUGUAGUAUGAAUUGUAGUAGAAACAAGCCCAUGUAUCCUUUUUUGUAAGGUAUUGAGCAUUUAACAGUAAUACCUGAGAAAUUUAAUGCAGGCUCACAACAACUGCAUUACCAUUGUAGCCAAAUUUUGGGGGGAAAAAUAAGUGUUUGGACUGAAUCCUUUGCCUUGAAUUAAUACAGUUCCAGAUAGGAAAACAGGCAUGUAAUUUUCUUCCUUAGGAAACUUUGUAUUUACUCACUUUUGCCUCCUAUUUUCAUGGGGUUACACGAUACAUGUGAAAGGUUGAAUUUCUUCCCUUCUGAACAAUUUCAAAGACCUUUUGAAAUAAUCCAAAGCUAAUGCAAAAUGAGACAUUGACUGUUUUUCUAUAUAUUAUAUGUGAACUUGGCUAGAAGAGAUCCGUGUAUUCUCUGAGAGGAGAGAUUGAAAAUAGAAUUCAUGCAAUUGUAUUUGCUCUAGCGGUGUAUCCUAGUAAUAAAUAGUAAUUGCCAUGGCU